AUGGCUACGUACUUUCUCACAGGCGCAAACCGCGGCAUUGGUCUCGAGUUUGUAAGACAACUUGCCGCCAAACCCACCAACACCAUCAUCGCCGGCGUGCGCUCCAAGUCGGCGGAUCUCAGCGACCUGCACGCCCUCAACACGCACAACAACGUGCACAUUGUCGAGUGCGACGUGUCGUCGCUCGAGUCGCUCGCCGGAAUCGAGUUUCGCGUUGCCGAGAUCCUCAGCAAGACAGGCAGUAACCUGGAUUUUCUGUUCAAUGUCGCGGGCAUCAAUGCGACGAGCAGCGAUACGAGCCUCACGCUGGACCCCAAGAGCAUCAGCGCACACAUGCAGACUAACGUCGUGGGGCCCGCGAAAAUCGUGCAGAGCCUUAAACGCUAUCUGGCGCGCAAUGCUACCGUGCUGAACAUGACGUCGGGCCUGGGCAGUCUCGCCGUCGCCACAGACAUGACAAAGUGCUGCUCAUACAGCAUGUCCAAGGCCGCGCUGAACAUGCUGACGGUGCACCAAAGCAAGGAUCUAAAGGGCAACGGAGUAAAAGUCAUUUGCAUGGAUCCCGGGUGGGUCAAGACACGGAUGGGGGGUGAGGGUGCGUUGAUCGAGGCUCAGCGCAGUGUCAAGAAGAUGCUGCGUGUGGUCGAGGGCUUGAAGGAGGCCGAUAGCGGCAAGUUUUACCGAUAUGAUGGCGAGAUUGUGCCGUGGUGA
This is a messenger RNA of Exserohilum turcica Et28A, 711 nucleotides long. RefSeq lists its product as uncharacterized. The record is from RefSeq and is a predicted model, not a curated record. The coding region runs from base 1 to 711 and encodes 236 amino acids. Gene Ontology annotation, molecular function: oxidoreductase activity, acting on the CH-OH group of donors, NAD or NADP as acceptor. NCBI's taxonomy places the organism in Eukaryota, Fungi, Ascomycota, Dothideomycetes, Pleosporales, Pleosporaceae. The transcript has a single exon.